Molecule: messenger RNA, 612 nt
Organism: Dreissena polymorpha
Lineage: Eukaryota; Metazoa; Mollusca; Bivalvia; Myida; Dreissenidae
Exons: 5
Coding region: 1-612 (203 amino acids)
Source: RefSeq, a predicted model, not a curated record
AUGCAUGCACGACUAGGAUGGAUGAUAUGUGGAGCUUUAGCCGUGACAGUGAUUAACUGGUUGAUGACUCAUCUCGACCCGGUAUGGUUUCAUCACAAUGUUAAGGAAACCCAUCUAACACGUCCGGUGUCACAGUCCUGGCUUACAAGUUCACAAACUGCGGGAAAAGUGCAUUCAAGUAUAAGUCCGGUGUCAGAGAACUGGUUAACGAGCCCACAAACUGCGGGAAAAGUGCAUCAACCGGGGUCACAGAAGUGGCAUACUAUCCCCAGAACAACCGAAAAGGGCGUUUAUCAGGAUAUUGGUGUAAAGAGACUAGACCCCAUAAUUUACAGUGAGGCCUGCAGUGGGACUAUCAACGAUUCACGCCGCAAUACCUUCUUCAAUGACUAUGUCAAGGUGCAACACUACUUGGAUGACUUGUUCGGUAGCAUGGCAGACAUUAACGCGCUUUCCAAGGACGCAGAUCCGGUGUUCAUAAGCGAUGCGUCGUCAAAUCACUUCCGAGAGUCCAUGGAUAUGUUUAACAACUUCAACUCUGUUGUGCGAAAGAUGAAACCAAAUCUACGAAUGAUUUUCUAUGAUUUAGAUAAAAUCCGUUUGUCAGUGUGA